AGCGGAGCUUGGGAGCUUGAGGGCAAAACUGCGCCGCAGGACUCGCAUACGACCCCGUGGCCGCAGUUAGAGUACCCAACCGAAAGCGCUAAUACCAGAUUUGGCGUGCUCAGCUCCGCAUUCGCCCUAGCUGCCGCUUGCUCUCGGGAGACCAAAAAAGCUCUCUUUGACCAACGCGGCGCACACGCCCUCGACGCGCAGCCAUGAAGCUCCUCAUCUGCGCGCUCCUCGCCGCAACAACAAAUGCAAUAAGAAACGGUCACCCGCGGCCCAUGCCGCGUUCGCAGCCGACGACGCUCGAGACCUUGCUUGGACGCGACCCUUACAGCAUCAUAGAUGUGAGAGGAGGCGGCAUCUUCGACGACCCUGAUGAGGAACCGGAAGAAGACGACGUCGACGCGCGCAUGCGGAGCGGCAUGCAGAAGGCCGUCGCGAUGAUGAGAGGUGUUGGGAGUGAGGGCGCGGCGAUCGACGCGCUCGAAGCGUUGGCCAAUGAUCCCAGCGCCGAGGCGCCGCAACUCAUAAAGUGCUACUUGGAUGCGCGAUUGCACCAGUCGCAGGAGCUCAAGAGCUUCCAGGGCGACCAUUAUCUUGUAGCACUGAGGCAGCUCGCAAAUGAGGCUCUAGCGUUCAAGGCCUCCACGCAACUAUCCGAGGAGGCCUACGAUGCAUUCCUGAAGCAACUGAGCGACGAGGCCGGCUUUAAGAGUGCUGCGGACUUCGAAAAAGAUGUGAGGGAUCGGAGUUCCUUGCAGGUCCAAGAGCUCUUGGAGGUCUUGGCCGAGGACGGCAACUUCGUGGCCAUCGCUUUACGAAGAGUCGAGGAGAAGGUGCCCGGUCUCGAAGCGGAUUUGAAGGAGGAUUUGGCGCGCGGCGACGACGCGGCGGUCGCCGCCAAUCGAGCGCAACUAGAACAGUUGAGAGCGUGGCAGAAGGACUCGGCGCCUCUCGAAAAACUGCGCCAGGAAUUGCUCGCGCAACUCGAGAACGCCGAGGACCCGAUCCAGCGCGUGCGCCUGGCGGAGUCGCUGCGGCCGGUGGUGACGAACGUGCUGGGCGACGACUUCUCGUCCGCGGAGUAAAGAUGUAGUUUCUC
Pelagomonas calceolata is the source of this 1096-nucleotide messenger RNA. The record is from the annotation of a GenBank genome assembly. NCBI's taxonomy places the organism in Eukaryota, Pelagophyceae, Pelagomonadales, Pelagomonadaceae.